AUGCGCGGCGAGGCGGGCGGCGCACGCGGCAAGGCGGGCGGGGCCCGCGCCAACGGCAGCGGCUACCCGCCGAUCAGCGCCGCCUAUUGGCUGCCGCCAUCCAACCCUACCCCCUAUCACGUGCCAGACGCUAUGACUGAGAUCCCAAUGCUGUUGCGCAGACCGCUCCUCUUGAGGUUCCCGCGCUGGCGCAUUAAG
This is a messenger RNA of Iphiclides podalirius (scarce swallowtail), 198 nucleotides long. The record is from the annotation of a GenBank genome assembly. NCBI's taxonomy places the organism in Eukaryota, Metazoa, Arthropoda, Insecta, Lepidoptera, Papilionidae.